Molecule: messenger RNA, 1260 nt
Organism: Protopolystoma xenopodis
Lineage: Eukaryota; Metazoa; Platyhelminthes; Monogenea; Polystomatidea; Polystomatidae
Source: the annotation of a GenBank genome assembly
AUGGACGACGAGAUGAGCUCGAGCAAUGAGGGUACAGCUACUGAAGAAAGACAACUGGCCGAGGAGCAAAGGCGUCGAGAAAAGAUGAUACAGCACCUUGACGACAUGGCGAAACCUUUUUUUUUGUUGCGGAUCUGUCAGUUCAUGUGCCGUUCAUUGUGUCCAUUUCGAUGCACAAUUGCUCCUUCACUGAGAAGCCCCGUCCAGAAGGACGCGGUCGAGAGGUCAUAUAUGAAUUUGUUGAUGGAGAAUAUAAUCAGCAACUUUCCGGCUGCGCUAUCCUCCGUAUUUGUAGGCUACAUCGCAUAUCUUCUUUUUCUCUUCACCUCCGAGAGACUGGCCCUGUCCGUGAUUGUCACGUGUUUUCUGCUCGUCCUCAUCCUCUUUGGAAUGGCGGAUUCCCAGAGCAGUCGCAUUCUGUUUUACCUUUCGCUGCCAUACUUUGUUGCCGAAAGACUGCGUUGGAUUCUAUUGCUCUACGCCACUUUUCUCGUGAUCUUCGGCUCAGGUCUCAAUUUUCUCCAGAAUGCAAGUGUAUUUCGCAAUGCCAUCGCUUGCAUAUUCGCUCAGGUCUAUGCCAAUUUCGAGCUGAUCCUGCGCAUAACCACCUCUCCCUUCAAGCUGGUGUCUAAGCGCAUACAUAGCAUCAUUAACCGCUACAACAACUACAUGGAAAAGAUAAGGAGGCUGCUGCGUGGACUGAGGUUUUCCUUGUUCAAGACCCGCUUGAUCCUUGACUCCAGAGCGACUUGGAGCAAUGUCAUUGUGGAGACAUGCAGCAGCAAGAAUGCCAUAGAGAAUCUCUGCCUCUCCGUAGUAACCGACUUCCACCAUAUCUGCGUCGACGGCCUCAUCAGUUCGGCCCUAGCUCCCUUUUGCUGGCCCGUACAUCUGAUGGGCAGAAUCUUCUGCCCGUCGCUUCAUUCGCUCGCCAGCAUGUGUAAAGAGUUCAAGCAGAAGAGUAUCGAAAAAUUGCCCACAGACGUGCUUCCCACUGAGGCCUACAUUGGGGAUACCAUCAACCAGAUCUAUGAAAUAACCGGAAGGAAGAAUCUUACAAUUGAAGCAGGAGAUAUUCCCCUAGACAUGGACGUGAACAUGAACAUUUCUGGAAAAACGGAUUUCAUGGAGAUGUUGGAACAACAAAUUGACAUAUAUGCCGGCAUCAUUGAACUGGGAAAAAUAAUAUUUGCCUGGAUGACCAUAAUCUGGACAGUGGCUUCUCUCAUUAGAACGGUGUGGAAAGCGUAUUUAUUCCGA